This is a messenger RNA of Melopsittacus undulatus (budgerigar), 507 nucleotides long. RefSeq names its product basic phospholipase A2 Cdr-13-like. Gene Ontology annotation, molecular function: phospholipid binding; calcium ion binding. Lineage: Eukaryota; Metazoa; Chordata; Aves; Psittaciformes; Psittaculidae. Gene Ontology annotation, biological process: negative regulation of T cell proliferation; lipid catabolic process; arachidonate secretion. Bases 1 to 507 code for a protein of 168 amino acids. The record is from RefSeq and is a predicted model, not a curated record. The transcript is spliced from 4 exons.
AUGGGAGCAUCUCUGCCCCCGCUGAUGGGGAAGUACAAAGGAAAGUGGUUGAUGGAACAGGGGAAUGGUUUGGUUUCCUCUCCCAGGUCUGUCAGGAAGAUGAACCUGGCCUUCACUCUGCUGGUUGCAUGGGCCUUGUCCACAGUCCAUGGGAGCCUCUGGGAUCUGCACAAGAUGAUCACAAAGGCGACGGGGAAAAACGCUUUGCUGCAUUACUCCUUCUAUGGCUGCUACUGCGGCUUUGGGGGCAAGGGGCAGCCCAAGGAUGCCACAGACAGGUGCUGCCAGCUGCAUGAUAUCUGCUACGACAGCCUCCUGAGCCACCACUGCAAUGCCAAAGCUCAGAGCUACCUCUACGACUGGGCCAGCAGCAGCCCCUCCUGCAGAAAGGGCUCGUGGUGCUCCCAGCUCUCCUGUGAGUGCGACCGCAGCCUGGCCCUUUGCCUGAAGAGAAGCAUCGGGAGCUACAGGAGGAGCCACCGAUUCUACCCCAGGCACCGGUGCUAA